This is a messenger RNA of Pelecanus crispus (Dalmatian pelican), 789 nucleotides long. RefSeq names its product transmembrane protein 81 (gene TMEM81). The record is from RefSeq and is a predicted model, not a curated record. Lineage: Eukaryota; Metazoa; Chordata; Aves; Pelecaniformes; Pelecanidae.
AUGAAGUCCUUGGGGAACAGCCACAUCCUUGGGAUAUUACUUUGUGCUUUCUAUGUACGGUUGGUAGUUUCCUUUGGAAAAGUUACCAUCCCAGCAGAGCUGAAGUCAGCUGUAGCGAAAGUUGCAGUCAACGCCACAUCCUGCAGCGUCACCUGUGGGCUGGGCUUCAAACUGGAGGAGAUGUGCGAGAUCACUCCCACCGGAGAGAGGAGGAAUUGUACCGUGCGCAGGUCUGGCUGCCUGACCAACUGGGUUUGUGGCUUACUCCACUUCACCGUCCCGGUGGGCAAACCCUUCCAGUUCAGCUGCCUGACCUCGGACACAGUCGGCUUUGGUAACCAAACAUAUGGCUAUACGUGGAGGCUUGCCCAAGGCCUUGUCACCACAAAGGAUACACUGUUCAGACCUUUCAAAAAUCCCAAUCCUGUCGUCAGAUUUUCCCCUAUCAGGGAGUCUGAUGCAGGGACUUACCGAUGUGAUGUGCAGAUGUUGAAGAUAUUCAAAGUCAUCAAGAGGGUCUACUUUGGGGUCAGAGUGAUCAAAAGUGACUUAGUGGAUCUAAACUUUCAAAAAUCCUUGACCUGGGAACAGAAGUUAGCAGCAAACGAGGAGGAAGGAAACACAAAAAACAGCACCCAUGAAGAAGUGCAAGAGCUGCAGCACUUUUGGCAAGGAGAAUUGUUUUAUGAAGGCUUGGUAGGAGUUGGAAGUGGAGUGAUAGGGGGUGUCUUGGUGAACUUGGUGCUCUACUUCUUGCGGAAGACUUUGAGGAGAGCUGGAGAGAAAUGA